AUGUUUUCCAUACUUAUCGCUGGCCGAUUGCCACAAGUUAAUUUUCAACAAGUCAGCGAAACUCAAUUCGUUAUUCCAAUUUCGGAUGUUGAUCACGUAAAUCAUCUUGUUGUAUUCAUGACUGGUCAGAUACCAUUUCCGGACAACUACGGAGGAGGUGUCUAUUUCAGUUGGCCAAGUACUGAAGGACCAUCGUGGAUCUAUUUGGGCAAAAUAACAAAUGCAAAACCAAGUGCAAUAUUUCGAAUUAAUAAACUUAAGGACAAUGAAUCCAAAGCCGAUUCUGCGUCAACAUUGUUCAGUGCAUUUCAACAUCAAACUGCUGUACCAACUGAUGGUCUGUUGGGUAUUAGUGUUGAACCUUUAUCUCAACUUGAGCAACAAGUUCAACCAAGCGAUGUGACUCCAACGACUGUCGCAUCGAAUGUUGAAUUCGUUUCUAAAAUGCUCAAUAAUUUCGUGAACUAUGUCACAUCGUUCGUUCAAAAUGUUCCCGGAACAUCUGAACAAAUCGUUCCAUUAAGUAUAGUUCAAACAUGGUUUAACAACUUUCAAAGACGUCUCAGUGAAAAUCCCAAUUUUUGGAAAACAACUUAG
Adineta ricciae is the source of this 597-nucleotide messenger RNA. The record is from the annotation of a GenBank genome assembly. NCBI's taxonomy places the organism in Eukaryota, Metazoa, Rotifera, Eurotatoria, Adinetida, Adinetidae.